Poecilia reticulata (guppy) is the source of this 536-nucleotide messenger RNA. It is a transcript of the gene syce2, whose product is annotated as synaptonemal complex central element protein 2. Gene Ontology annotation, cellular component: central element. The record is from RefSeq and is a predicted model, not a curated record. NCBI's taxonomy places the organism in Eukaryota, Metazoa, Chordata, Actinopteri, Cyprinodontiformes, Poeciliidae. Gene Ontology annotation, biological process: synaptonemal complex assembly.
ACGGUCAGACAGACCAAAAUGGAUUUCUUCUUUGAUGACCUUMCAUCCAGCUCCCUAUCCACUCCUAAGAAAGGUCAUGAAGACUCGCCGAUGGUGGAAGACACAGAUUGUGACUUGUCAAAAAACAAGUCAAGUGUGAGUAUGACUGAGAUUCAAGAGAACCGUAGCAGCUCGUACAUUGAUGACAUCAGCAAAAGAGCUCAAGAAAUGGUGGAAAAACUAAGUCACGAGCGAACCAGAGACCAGGAAAUGAUGGACAGCUUUCAGAAGCAGCUAACAGAGAAGGUGUCAGAGAUGUGUCAGUUGAUAAAAGAGGAAAUGUUCACCAUCUAUGAGCUUAACAGCAAUGAAAUCCAGGUGAAGCUGCAAGAGCUGUCAGAGGUGCUGGAAAGCUGCUCUAAGCUGGAGAACGAGCUCCUGGAGGCCAGCCAGGCCUUGGAAUGCCUCAAAGAUGGUCUGGACAUUAAUCAGAGAGCAGAGCCGUAACAAAUUAAUUUUAUGCUCAACUAGGGUUAUUAAACUGAAGACAUAUUGAA